This is a messenger RNA of Klebsormidium nitens, 1866 nucleotides long. The record is from the annotation of a GenBank genome assembly. NCBI's taxonomy places the organism in Eukaryota, Viridiplantae, Streptophyta, Klebsormidiophyceae, Klebsormidiales, Klebsormidiaceae.
CUGUUCAUUGUGCCCCGCAUUGCCAUUGCCAACGCAUGCAGCAUUGCAGGCGUUCAGUCCCAGCGGGCAUUGAUGAGGAAGGAAGGGUAGCUUCUGAACAGCAACUUUGAUAUUUUUGUGAGAGGGAUGGCAUCUGAGGAUGAGAGGAAUGGUGGUGCAGUGGGCCCAGAACCACCACAGAAGUCCAGCCACGGAAAGGCAUCAGAUUCAGCGUUGCGUAAGAAGAAAGGAAGUAGCCACCAUGCGGAGCUAGAAAGCGGAAAGUUUGAAGAGAAUAGCAGAAAGAAGUCUUCGGCAGGGAAGGUGAAGAAGAGGAAGCAUGAAGCAAAUGGGAAAGAUACGACGGAAGCGGUGGGUGACCAUGAAAAGAAACACAAAACGCCCGUAGAAGAUAGUCAGAAGGUUAGGAAAAGUCCUGACACCAGCAGGGGGCCUCGACAUCAUGUAAGCGAAGGGGAGGCUAGUGGUGGCAAAGUUGCAAAGGAUAAGAAGAAGAAAGAGGCGAAAAACCUGAAACAAAAAGCGGUCAAGAAUGCAGCAGAGGUUGCCACCAAGCCGGAUACUCAGAGCACGGGUCAUCAAGGAAGGGACUGGACGGUGUCGAUCGCAGUCGCUGGGUCUAUCGUGGACAACGCGCAGUCGCUUGAGUUAGCCACCGCUCUGGCGGGCCAGAUUGCUCGAGCUGCGGCCAUCUUCUGCGUCGAUGAGGUGGUUGUAUUUGAAGACGGCGACGAUGACCCUGGCCGUCGGGCUCCCCGGUGGCGCCGGGGCGAGGCGGGCGAUAGUGGGGCAGUGUUUCUAGCCAGGCUGCUGCAGUACUGCGAAACUCCGCAAUACCUGCGACGGCACCUUAUUCCCAUGCACCCAGACCUGCGGACAGCAGGUUUGCUGGCCCCUCUGGACGCUCCGCACCACGCGCGGGCUCACGAAUGGAUCCCCUAUCGUGAAGGGGUGGUGGUCGUGAAACCGAGCGCCGGAGGCAAAGCCAGCGGGGGCAGCGGCGCCCUCGUCAACGUGGGGCUGCAAAAAGAGGUUCGCAUCGCGCAGUCCCUUGAGGCGGGCCUGCGGGUCACAAUGGCUAUGGGCGACUCGCGAGAAGCGCUGGACGCGGGGCGGCCGCUGAGUGCCGUGUCUCCGUCGGAGCCCCGCGAGCGGCUGGGGCUGUACUGGGGCUACACCGUCCGCCUCGCCAAAGGCCUCAGCGGCGUGCUCGCAGAAUGCCCCUACGCGGCAGGCUACGACUACACGCUGGGGACGUCCGAGCACGGAGAAAAGCUCCAGAGCACGGAAUUGACACUGCCCGCCUUCAAGCACUUGCUGAUUGUGUUCGGGGGUUUGGCCGGGCUCGAGGAGAGCACCGAACUGGAUGGCGAUAUCGAAGUGAAGGACACGGCGGCGCUGUUCGACAGGUACCUCAACACGUGCUCCGGCCAGGGCAGCCGCACCAUCCGCACAGAGGAGGCGCUGCUGAUUAGCCUGACGUUUCUUCACGAGCCCAUCCAAAGAGCGGUUGGCAAAUAGUAAGAACCCCACAGGACGAGAUCUGCAAAGAGCUCAGGCGGCGCGCCGCCUGCUUGUUGACCGGGAAGCAUAGCUGUAGGGUCGGUUAACCGGGAACAUGAGGGCAGCUGUCAAGGUACCCCGGAAAAAUACCAUCCUUAACUUGUUAGUGUCAGCGCAAAGAAGGGCGCUCGAGGACGCCAUGCGUCAACUGCGGACAACGCAUGCAGGCUCUCAAUCACAAUGCUAAUUUGAUGCUACAAUCAACGCCACUGACUGACUAAACGUGAACAUGCAUAUUGUCGCGAAUUAGUAUUUCGAUGGAGUUUUGUUGAAGGCCGGUGCGGUACCCCGGCAUGACGUGAC